Messenger RNA from Clarias gariepinus (North African catfish), 7314 nucleotides. It is a transcript of the gene nfat5b, whose product is annotated as nuclear factor of activated T cells 5b. NCBI's taxonomy places the organism in Eukaryota, Metazoa, Chordata, Actinopteri, Siluriformes, Clariidae. The coding region runs from base 1122 to 4634 and encodes 1170 amino acids. Gene Ontology annotation, molecular function: DNA-binding transcription factor activity, RNA polymerase II-specific; transcription factor binding; RNA polymerase II cis-regulatory region sequence-specific DNA binding. Gene Ontology annotation, cellular component: transcription regulator complex. Gene Ontology annotation, biological process: regulation of transcription by RNA polymerase II; cytokine production; calcineurin-NFAT signaling cascade. The record is from RefSeq and is a predicted model, not a curated record. The transcript has 14 exons.
CCCCUGUGUAGUGAGCAGAGAAUUGCAGCAAUGAGCCAGAAAAGUGGAGGAGGGACAAGUUCCCCCCCAACAACCCACGCUUCAGUACCUAGGUUUAAGGUGAGUUUGAGUAAACCAGGAGUCUGUUGCCUUUGGACAUCAGUACCCAACUGCAGCCAUGAGGCAGGACAUGCUGGCUGUAGCUGAAGGAAGGACUCAGAGUAGACUUGAGACAUGGACCAUAUCAUUAUGAAUAUUGAAGUCUCACUAAUGAUGAGUUUCAUUGUAUGUUUUUUAAUUGAUUCUUAUAACUUCAUGCAAAAAUUCCUUUCAUCUUUUGAAAAUAACUUGCUAUGGUCAGCAUUUUAUUACUCAUUCGUUGUCUUAUUUUUAUUCCAGGAAUUUCCCUCUGAAGCAGGGAGUGUCUGCAUAUAAAAUGGUCUGCAGUUCUCUGCUUCAUAGGUCAGAAGCUGGUUUAUUUUGUUUCUGUGGCUAUGCUCAGUCCCAACAAAAAGAAAAAACUCAAUCUGACAAAAGAACCCAUUAUUUGUAAUGCAUCAUUUGACUCCAUAUUUCUAAUCUGGCCUGAGCAGUUUGUAGACACAUGAACUCGUAUGGAAAAUAAUGAUCUAUAUAAGAACCUACUGUAGUAAUACUAAGUGCAGAGGUAAUUAUUAGGUUAGAUCUAAAGAUCCAUACAGGCCAUAUGCUCUACUGUUAAAAGCAGAAGAGUAUAAUGAAAGCUGUUCAUUGGCACAAGCUAUGUAAAGACAAUGUGAUAUCUCCUUGUUUUUAUGUGUGCCAGUUUUAGAAUUAGAAACGGCAAAAUGAGCUUGAUAUAUGGCAUUUAUUUACGUUGCAUUUCAGGGAAAAUUGCUUCAGAAUAUUACCUAACAAGCUUGAUUUCUUUUUCUUUUUACAACUUUUUUAAUAGUUUAUGGUCAUUUCAUAUCCACACACACUAUGAUGCAUUAAUAAAAACUGGAAAUAAAGAAAAAUUGUAAUUGGAUAUCCAAACCACAAAGUAAGCAGUUGUACGGAAAUUUCACUGCUUAGCUGGGACUGCUAGCCAGAAUAGGUGAGAUACAUUUAUUCACUGUCUAAUUGUGCACACUGCAGAUGCCUCCUCCAUCGCCUCUGCUAUGACCAAGGGAACUGCCAGCAGUGCUUUUUCCACCUCUUCCAGCUUCACUGUGCGCUCCUUGGGCACAGAGCAGGAUGCCGGCAAUCCAGCAGAUGCAAGUAACCGUAGGAAGACAGAUAUGCUCUGCACAGAAGCCAAACUAACCCGGGGUUGCGGAGAGAAAAGCGGAGGAGGCUCUCAGCAUCAGCACCACCAUCAGAUGACACCUCCCAAGCGACCCGUACUGAACAUCUCGCCUCCGCCAGAGGACCUGUUUGACAACAGCCACAUGUCGGGAUGCCCCGACGAAGCGCUUCAGGAUUCGGAGCAGAGCAACAGCAUUUGGAUGGAAAACUCACUCUCCAACUUCAGCAUGAUGAGCUCCAGUUCUUAUAAUGACAACACAGAGGUUCCACGCAAGGCCCGGAAACGCACACCACGUCAGAAGCCAGGGCCGAAGCCAGUGUCUGCUGGGGAGGCCACCAUGGAUGUGUUUGACGCAGAUAGCGCCAAAGGUCCACACUUCGUGCUUUCCAAAUUUAGCUCAGAAAACAAGGCCAGUGGCAAAGCAAGUCCCGACAGAAAUCAGGCAGCCAUACAGAAAGGUGGGAUAUUGUGUGGCCAGUACCCGCAGAAAAGCGAAGGAAAGGAGCUGAAGAUCCUCGUCCAGCCUGAGAGUCAGCACAGAGCCCGAUACUUGACAGAGGGCAGCCGGGGGUCUGUAAAAGACCGCACCCAGCAAGGAUUCCCUACAGUCAAGGUCGAUGGUGUGAAGGAGCCCGUCGUCCUGCAGGUGUUUGUAAGUAAUGACGCAGGUCGUGUGAAACCUCAUGGAUUCUACCAGGCCUGUCGAGUCACUGGUCGAAACACCACUGCCUGUAGAGAAGUGGACAUUGAGGGCACCACGGUUAUCGAAGUACCUCUAGAUCCCAGUAAUAAUAUGACUCUUGCUGUGGACUGUGUGGGCAUCCUGAAACUGAGGAAUGCAGAUGUGGAGGCUCGUAUCGGGGUAGCCGGAUCCAAGAAAAAAAGCACCCGUGCCAGACUGGUGUUCCGGGUAAACAUCCCUCGAACCGACGGCUCUGUGCUUACUCUACAGGCACCGUCCUCUCCUAUACUGUGCACUCAACCUGCAGGAAUCCCUGAGAUCCUGAAAAAGAGCCUGCACAGCUGCUCAGUACGAGGAGGUGAUGAGGUCUUUAUCAUCGGAAAGAACUUUCUCAAGGGAACCAAAGUGAUCUUUCAAGAGAACGUCUCGGACGAUAAGUCCUGGAGGGCAGAAGCUGAGAUCGACAUGGAGCUUUUCCACCAGAAUCAUCUUAUUGUCAAAGUUCCUCCAUAUCAAAAUCUUGCCAUUACCUCUCCUGUGUCUGUUGGGAUCUAUGUGGUGACUAAUGCUGGACGUUGCCACGAUGUACAAUCAUUUACCUACACUCCAGAGUCAGUUAUGGAUGUAUCUGUGAAGAAAGAGACUGGGCCUCCAGGCAAACCUUGUCCUUUGGAACAAAUAAAGGUGAUGGAAAAUGGCUUGCUUGUCCCAAUCUUGCCCCUCGUCAAAACAGAAGAGGUGACUCCAAUGGAGGUCUCCAGUAACUCUGCAUCUUUCAAGACCUCUGAUCUGAUGAAAUCUGCCCAACAGACCCUAGAAAUGACCAAAAUUUCCACCAACUCUGUAGCUUGUCAACCUGAAGAACCAGAGCAGCCUCAAAGUUCUGUUUUCUCCAACAAGGAAACAAUGAACAGCAUCCAAAAACAUGACACCACCCCAAACAGCAACUUCUGCGUGUCUGGUAAAUCUCUGCUCCAGCAAGGGGCCCAGCAGUUUCUCUUGGACGGUGACAGUCUAGCCCAGGAAAGGUCAGGAACCACAGCUAGUUCAAUGGUUGGUAUUACCCAGAUGGACGACAGUCCGCAGCAUCAACUCUCUCUCCUGCCUCCGGAUGAGGUCGCACAGCUUGAGCAGGCGGUGCGCCAGCUGCAAGCCAAAGGGUUCUGUAACAUUCAGCUUCAUUCAGAAGAUUCACUAGCCAAGAAGCAGCACCAGCUUCAACAGAAGCAAAUCCAGCAACAGCAAUUGCACCAGCAGCAGAUACAACAGCAGCAGCAAGUCCUCGAGAACCUGCAACAUCAUCUUUUCCAUCCCCAGGUUCCAAUGCAGUGCAGUCGAGAGCAGCAGGGCUCUUCGCAGAGCAUGGUGGAAAAUACAAACACUCUCUUCCAGCAACCGUCUCCACAGCAGCAACAGCAACAAGCUGUCAUGUAUCACCAAGCAAAAGAUCUCAUUUCUAUUCAGUCUGGAUUUCUUCAGCAAGCAACUUCUCAUUCUACUUCUUCUUUGUUUCACGCCACCAACACCUUGGCUGAGGCGCAGUCUCCUCAAGAUGCUCUUUUUCACACACAGAAGACUUCACCCACUCAAGAACAAGUGCAAGCCUCACUCUUCCAGAAUACCAUGAACGUUCUUGAUGGGUCUAACUUAACCGCAGAAGCUCAACACUCUGCGACUAAUAUGUUUCUCUCCCAGAAUGCCUUACCUGGUCAACUUACAGGAAAUAACAACCAAUCCCAGCAACUAGCUUUCCUGAACUCCAUGCAAACGUCUGGCCUUGAGGCACAAUCUGUGUUCCAAGCCACAAACCAGCUGUCCUCUAUUCAACAGAGCACACCCAUGGAACAGCAAUCCACACAAUCUGCCUCACAAGCCCCUCCAGGAUCUCUGUUUCAGAGCAUCCAACAAGCACCAAACAACAAGCACCAGGCCGGGUUGCUCUAUAAUUCCCUGAGUUCAGGAAUGUCUUCAGAGCAGCCACCAUCUAGCAUCCUGUUCACCAGUCAGCCUCAGAUGCCUUCAAUGAAUACCCCAAGCCUGAUUUCUUCAGAGCAGCCGAACCCAGUUUUGUCAUACCCCCAAAACAGCUUGAUUGCCGUCAGGCAGGAAGUGCCAUCCGAGCCCAUGUCCUUUCAAGAUCAGAGCACUGUUGUGGAUAAUCAGUCUGCAAGUAAGCAGCAGCUGUUCCAGGAUCAACAGCCAAUGCAGCUUGCACCGAGUUCAGGCACUGGCUCUCAGCCUUCUGUGAAUCUCUUUAUAGCUCAGUCUGACAUGCCAAGAAUGCCUUGUGCGUCACAGCAUGCCGCACAGGAGGUGCUUUUUGCCGCACAGAAUAGUGUGGCUGGACUUCAGACCACUGCCUCGUCACCCGUGCAGCAACCUGGGUCCCUGUUUCAGACCACAGUGAAUGGAAGCCUUAGCCAGCCCAACCAGACCCAGCGACCUAACCUCUUCCUUUAUGAAAUACAGAAUGAGUGCGGUCAGAUGAUGAACUCCCAAGGUAGCACACUUUCAAACCAGAUUAUUUCCAUCAGCCAGAACCAGAGAGAGAACGAAGGACAGAUUCAUUCCUUACUCAACUCAUCCAUGAACGAAUCCAGAAAUGUACAGAACCCCCUUACCACCUCGCAAAACAUGGAGAAGAUCGAUGACCUCCUUGUGAGCCUUCAGGAGCAAAGCAACAGCCUCUCUCACUCAUACUAGGACCUUACAGAUUUUACAGGCUUUCAAAAAACAGUGGAGGGAUCAUGUUAACUGUGAGGUCUGCUGUGUGAAUGUACAGUUUUGUUAUUAGCAAGGUGAAGCGUGAAUGUCACAAAGCUUGAAGUGUUUGUGUUUAGUUGUAAAUAAAGCAUAUCUUAUAAUAGCACUUUUUAAAUUUGUUUUUAACUUAGUUGCAUCUGCAAAUAAUCAGAUAAUGAAAAAAAAUAGUAGAAAAAGUUUAAACAGUUUGUACGUUUUGCCCCUGUAGCACUAUUUUAACUAAAUUUGUGUGUCUUUUUUGUGUGUGUUUUAUUCUGGAUUUGUUUAAAUGUCUACUCUUGUCAUACGUGCAAACACAUCUGAAAACAAUGCAUCUGUUUGUUCUAGUUCUCGCUGUGAAAGAACUAUAUACUUUAUAAAUUCUAAAAUAUUUACAUCUUUUACUAAGUCAUGCUGGAUUUGCUUGUUUAUUAGCGUCUGGAACGCUGAUAUUAAGCAUGAAAACCUUAUCGCCCUGUUCAUUACUGACAAGAUUUUAAGGCGUCCUUUUCAUUUUUAUUUUCAUUUUAUUGCAAGUUCUUGCCAGAAUCUAGAAGGACACAACGGUUAAUAUAUAUUUAACCUUGUUAUCCUUGUAAAUACAACUUUUACAGAUUAUUAUUAUACAGGGUAGCAGAGGAACAGUUAAGGCCUCGACAGCAGGUCUCAGGUCAAGUCAGCACCCUUUACACUAUAAAAUAAUCUGGCCAGUUUUAUGGCUCAGAGAGUUGAUGUGAGGCUGCUCUGUCAAAAAUGAAAGAAGAAUAUUGUGCAAGUUUACUGCCAAGCUUGUUCUAAAGCUGCCAUUUUUUAUUCAACAGAGAUAUCUGGUUAGUCAGUUAGAAGGCAGAAUAUGUGUUUUUUUUUUUCUUUUUUAUGGAUAUAUUUGUAUACAUUACAAGAGCCCUGCUCUGUGUAAUAUUAAUAGCUCAUUUGAGCUUUUACUGAGAUAACUACCAUCAGAUUGCUCCUUUUUAAAUCUUCUACCGUCAGAUUGCACUUUUUAUUGUUAGUGUUGAAUAGUUAAUAUUCGGGCCUCUGUUUAGGUAAAGGGGUGAUCUUUUAGAUCUUUAAAGGCGCCCUGCAUUGGGGAACCGCUGUGAACUUAACCUAGAGAAAGAGCUGUCUGUGAUUUGCCUUCAUCUCUGUACAGGUCAGAUUUACAAUUCACUGUAUGCCUCUGUCAUCUAAUAUCUAUGUGGAGGUAUAAACAUAUUUUGAAAACUUUUAUCAUGUAUAAUUUUACAUCAUAUUUCCAAAAACAUUUUCAUAUUCUAAAACUAUUUAAAAAUAUGGAUAUGACUAUCGAAAGUAAGGAUUGUUUUUUUCCAGCCAUGUGCUAAUUUUGAUAUUUUUUUUUCCUUUUUUAAAGAUUUUGAAUGAACAGUUGUUAAAAAGAUGUAACUGCUGUAUUGAAGUACAAAAAUAAAUGGAUAUAAAGAGAGUCUUUUAGUAAACCAAGAAAAUGUAACAAACUGUAACGUUUAUGACCUCAUCCAACUUUGGACCAAUCACAUAUUUUACCUUGUUAAUUUCAUAUAAAUAAAUGGACACACAUACACAUACACACCUACACACAUAUAAAGAUUUACACACAACGAUCAGCCAUAACAUUAACGCACAUAACAUUAAUGCUAGCCUUUCUGGCCAUUGCACCAUACCCUGCUGUGCAUGGCCAAAUGCCUCCAAAAAUCCCAGAUCCCAAACUCACACCCAAACAAUUCCCGAACCACUCUGGCCCCAGUGUCUUGGUUCCAGACACCACAGCACACCACUGGAGGUCUUAUGGAGUCCUGACCUAAGGGGCCAGAGGUGCCCAGGAGCACAAGGGGAAAUUGCACAACAGUGAGCAUAAUGUUUUGUGUUGUAAUGUUAUGGCUGAGCCUCGCACCUCCACGGUCGAGAGUCAAGUCCUGCAUAUGGGUCUGCAUGCAUGGAGAUUACAUGUUCUUGGUGGGUUUCCUCUAGGUGCCUUAGUUUCCUCCUAGAGCCCAAAGACAUACAGUUUAGGCUAAUUGGCGUUCCAAAUCACCUGUAAUGUGUAAGUGAGUGCAUGAGUGUGUACAUGCUUGUGCCCUGUGAUAGACAGGCACCCUGUCCAUUGUGUAUCCUACUUUGUACCCCAGGCCCCCCUGGGAUAGGCUCCAGGCCUCCUACUAGGAUAAGCAGUAUAGAGAUUGUGUGUAUCUGUGUGUUAUGGCUGAUCGGUGUAUGAUUAUGUAUGAUACUGUAUAGAUAACUAUGUACUGACUAUCUAUUUUUUUAAUCAGGAUAUCUUCAGUCCACAUUUCACUUCAAGCAGCUAUGCAGUUCAACAGUACUCACUGUAUUUAUUUUUAAAUGAUUUAUUCUUCAUGUCUCUAGUUUUCUUUUUAACACUUGGGAACCUACAACAUUAUAAAUGUACUUUUUCGUUUUUGUUUCAUUAUUCUUUACUUUCCGACACUUGUUGUGAUAUCAUGGUUGUAAAUUUCUACUUAAGAGGAGAUAACUCAGAAAUAACACUCAGUUCUCAAAAGCCUGGUUUCCACAGCACCACUGCAACCUGUAGGAUAUGAAACAAGGAACGGUUUGUUUGAAAUAACCUACAUGAGAUAUGUACUAAGAGACAGCCCAGUGUGUGUUGGGGUAAAUCUGGUAA